Suillus discolor is the source of this 804-nucleotide messenger RNA. RefSeq lists its product as uncharacterized. The transcript has 8 exons. The record is from RefSeq and is a predicted model, not a curated record. NCBI's taxonomy places the organism in Eukaryota, Fungi, Basidiomycota, Agaricomycetes, Boletales, Suillaceae. The coding region runs from base 1 to 804 and encodes 267 amino acids.
AUGCAUACUCGUGAAGAGUUCGACAUUCUUGUUGAGACUGCACAGAAUCUUGAAGCAUCCUUCGCGUGCACACCUCCGCUCUCGACCAAGAUUCGUGAUGUAAAUGACCUUCUUCUCGUACAGAGAGUAUCUCUGGCUGACGACGUUGCUGCUGAAUUUGUGGCUCUCGAAGAGAUGAAGACUCAAGAGCAUAAACGCCUGACUCACGUUGCCAUAGCAAACUUGGUGACCAAGCACCUGAUAGGGCAAGGCGUAAAAAGUCAAGCCUUUACAGCAGUCAUUUGUGUCAGGCAAUCCAGUUUCUUGAAGUGGGGUGGACGGCAGGAAGACGACUUGCUUUUAUGCUGUCGCGAAAUUGACCCUUCGUGUUGUGCCAGCAAAACGGGCCUGCAUUGCGUGCGAUUCUGGGCAACGGGACACUCGCACUCAGUUAUUUCUCGGUCUCUGCUCACACAUUUCGAGCAAAGGAUCUUGAUGCGACAAUCUCCGGUGUACGACAGAUCUCGAUGCACAUCAGUAGAGGCUAACUUGACCUCAGACCCAGAUAACAGAUUGAAGGAAGAGAGUAUCUACGAGAGUUCGGCCGUUGGUAUUACAAACGUUCAAGCUAACAUCAGGAAAACCGCAAUGAUUCAAACUUGGUCCAAGACGACUUUGAAACAGAAGGCUGAGUUUGCUUUCCACAGUGCUGGUACUAGAUCAGCGGGAUCGAUAUCCGGUCAUUAUCCUACUCUUCGUUCGAUCAACAACAUCACCGGUGCAAAAGCGGAACCAUGGCUCACCAAUGCGAAAGUGGACACUUAG